Acanthopagrus latus (yellowfin seabream) is the source of this 5151-nucleotide messenger RNA. RefSeq lists its product as uncharacterized. The coding region runs from base 3566 to 4516 and encodes 316 amino acids. The transcript has 6 exons. The record is from RefSeq and is a predicted model, not a curated record. Gene Ontology annotation, biological process: immune response; T cell costimulation; negative regulation of T cell proliferation. Gene Ontology annotation, cellular component: external side of plasma membrane. NCBI's taxonomy places the organism in Eukaryota, Metazoa, Chordata, Actinopteri, Spariformes, Sparidae.
GGUGUGUUUGGGGUCAUUGUCCUAUUGAAAAAUAAACAAUGGUCCAACUAAAUGCAAACCGGACGGGAUGGCAGUCGCUGCGGGAUGCUGAGGUAGCCAUGGUGGUUCAGUGUGCCUUCAAUUUAGAAUAAAUCUCCAACAGUGUCACCAGCAAAGCAGCCCCACGCCAUCACACCUCCUCCUCCACGGUGGGAACCAUGCAUGUAGAGACCAUCCGUUCACCUUUUCUGGAACCAAAGAUCUCAACUUUGGACCCAUCAGACCAAAGCACACAUUUCCACCGGUCUGAUGUCCAUUCCUUGUGUUUCUUGGCCCAAUCAAAUCUCUUCUGUUUCUUGCUUUUCCUUAGUAGUUGAUUUUUUAACAGCUGUUUGACCAUAAAGGCCUGAUUCGCGCAGUCUCCUCUGAUCAGUUGAUGUAGAGAUGUGUCUGCUACUAGAACUCUAACCUGAGGUGCUGUUAACUUGUGAUUGAGGCUGGUGAUGAACUUAUCCUCAGCAGCAGAGGUGACUCUUGGUCUUCCUUUCCUGGGGCGGUCCUCAUGUGAGCCAGUUUCGUCGUAGCACUUGAUGGUUUUUGCAACUGCACUUGGGGACACAUUCAAAGUUUUUGCAAUUUUCCAGACUGACUGACCUUCAGUAGUGAUGGACCGUUGUUUCUCUUUACUUAGCUGAUUGGUUCCUGCCAUACUAUGAAUUCUAACAGUUGUCAAAUGGGGCUGUCAGCUGUGCACCAACCUGACUUCUGCGCGACACUGAUGGUCCCAACGCCAUUAAGAAGGCAGGAAAUUCCACAAAUGAACCCUGACAAGGCACACUGUGAAGUGAAAACCAUUUCAGGUGACUACAUCAUGAAGCUCAUUGAGAGAAGGCCAAGCAGCGCUGUCAACAAAGCAAAUGGUGGCUAUUACGGCGGCGCUGCUUCUACCCAUGCCAGCUGGUAUCCACCACCGAGGAUGACACGCAGUGUCAACACUGUGCCGGGCAGAGAUAAAAAAGAUUUUUACUUGAUCGCUCGUCCCUCACCUGUCCACCAGGGGUCCCCGGUACACCGCCCUGCCAAUGCAAACCUCUGGCUCAUCUCCAGUCAGCCCAACCUGCCACCUGAUCUCCCAGCUGCUCCCUGUUUGGCGUCAUUUCCCAGAGGGUUUCCAGGUGGUAUUAUUUCCACACACACGCUUGCCUGUUUGAGCCUGUUCGGAGUCAAUCUGCAUAUAUUUGCCAGUUUUUCUUUCGCCCAAAGAUAUUCUCUCAUUGAUAAAGCAAUGGAAGAGAAUGAAUGCCUAAACAUUUGUGCAUGUAAAUGUUUGAUGUGAGACCAAAAAACACCUAUACAAUUACACAGGUUUAAAUACAUUUCAACUUCACAGCCUAAUGAUACCUGUGAACAGGUAUUGAUUAAUCACUGUGGUAAUCUGUAUAUUAUUCUUUUGGUUGUCACAAUGCUAAGAAUUUAAAGGUGUUCCAUAUGAUUAUUGUUGAUUGCAUAAAAUAAAGAGUGCCUUAUAAUAUGAUGUAAAUUGGGGUUAUAAUACUUUUCUGGGCCAAAGUCUACAGCAACUGCUUCAGCUGUUUGCUGUUUUGCUCUGAAACUCCAGAAAUGGCCAACUUUCAAUUGGCAUGAGGGUAGGGAACUUUUGAUUUUGGGGGACCUUCUCCUUUAAUGUGAUACACGCAAUUGAUAUUUGAUAAUGGUCCUGAUAUGGACAUAUGGGCCCGUCCAGACUGUGCAUCUGGAUAUCAUAUCUGGAAAUUAAAAAGCACGUGUUACUGCCAACGUCUGAACGUUUGUCACGCCCACUUAACUAGUGUGCACACUGAGAUCAUGUGUGAGUCAACAACAAGAUAAUGAGGCUGUUUAAUACCAAGUAUAAAUGCAAAGGUUUGGUUAUCCAGACACAGAUCACAUGUUGAUAUCGGGUAUUAAUGAGGCCUUGGUUCUUUACUUAUAAACUCUUGAUUCCUCAGAAAUAGCAGGUGAUAAGUUGUGUCUUGUCCUAACUUAUCAUUUCUGAUAAGAUAUCUGUGUUGUUACUUGCUGGCGUACACUGAAUCAUAGGCCCAUCUUCUCAACACGAGGCAGAGCUCUUUCUUACUGUUGAUUGCGAAACUAGAGGAUGUGGGUGGGACACGUCUAUGGUUUUAAAAUGCAGAGGGAGAGAGUGUUAUAAAAAAUCAAUACAUCUCAAGUGCGAUCGCACUGUGAUUUACAGAGGAGCAUAAAAGGUUUUGUUUAAAUUAUUUACAAGGAAAAAGUGAUUUGUUCUCAGCAGGACAACAGAAUAACUCGUAGCAACAUGACUUUGGAUAAUCAGCCUAUUACUCUCCUUUUUUAUAAAUCUGAUCACAGCCUACAUUGUUUUUUUCUGGGGUUUUUCUGCCUUGCAGCCAAAUCCAGGCCGAGCUCUGACAGCUCAACAAAAUUCAGACGUCCGACAGUGCUCUCGCCUGCUCCCUGAAGAAAACAUCAAUGCCCAACAAAACGCGCUCCUCGCCAGACAAAAGCUGAUCCUGAAGUAACAGAUAAAACCUAUUGUUGUAAGGAGUUUGUCGAACAAACUCAAAUGCCAUGCCGCUUCUUUGCCAAAACUACAAUUAAGUUCAUCUGAAACUCAAUUUUCACAGCUCUGCCCUGAGGUCAGGUCGCCCUAUUGGCAGCUCCCUCUGGAGAUAAGUGUUUCAAGCGAGUCAGAGUGGAUGUUACCACAAACAAACUGGUGCUACAACAGGCUGUUUACAACAUGACAGGGGAAUGUGUCUCUCCCUGAAGUAUCAAAUCUAUAAUGUGUGUGUGUGUGUGUGUGUGUGUGUGUGUGUGUGUGUGCUGUCAUAAGUAAGAACAAAGAUUUCUAUCACACAACUCAUGCCACUUUAAACGUUACUAUAAUAUGCAAUCUGUAAUCGGUGCUCAGAGAGCUCCAGAGAGGCUCUGAUUAGAUCUGGGAGAUUAGAAAUAAGCAUUUUUAAGGCCCUGAUUAAGGAGCUGCACAUCAACAAUCAAGUCUGGAGAUAAGGCAGAGAGUUGUAAAAACUUCAGGGACAGACAUGAAUCAAAAUGGAUUAUUUUUAUCCAGACUUAAAGGUGCGCUAUGUAAGAACUGGCCCCCUCUCAAGAUCAUACACAAAACAAACAGCAUUUGACAUGAGAAACAUCUAACUGCUGCAAACUGAAGCUGCUGUUAGCCGGUUAGCUCAGCACAGGAGCUGCAGAUGGUGCAAACUGGUCAGAAUGCUAAUUUGAAUAGCCUAGAUAUCGCUGAAGCACAAUACAGACACCAAAACUGUUGUCUUUCACAUUCCUUUGAUGAUUUUAUCAAUUACAUGUCACACCUUUAAGGCAUCUUAAACAAAAAACACACGCUUCCACCAGUGAAAUCAGUGGCAACUUGAGCCCCUACUCUCAUUUCUGAGUUUCCUACCAAAGGAUGGCACACGCACUGCUUGUUGUCUGAGGAAAGGGUCAAAUUUGGAUGGAAACAGCAACACUGACCUAGAAAACCUGUAAAAUGCCUCUAAUAGCCACUAAGUUUUUUAAAUAUAGAGGCACACAGACUCCAUCCUAAUCCAUGUUUUUAGUGUUUAACAAGGAGGCAGGAAACAAAACUUUCACUCUCCCUCAUGUAUCUCAGUCAUUCAUUCCUGGGCAUGUUCACUCAUGCUCGAGCUCCCUCGUUUACAAGAACAGCCCUUUGGAGCUCCAACACAUUAAAGGGAGGGACCUAAACUUCACAGCAACAGAAACCUCAAGCACCGCGAUGAAAGUGAUGAGUUUCUCGUCCGGUGGGAGGACGCGGCAUAUUUAUGUCUGGGUUUCCAUCAUCUGGUUCACUUCAGCAGUCAGCAUUACUGCAAGCGAAGCAGUGGAGCCAUUUGUACUUUCAGAGGUGGCGGGACAGUGUGGAGACAAUGUGACGCUGACAUGUCACGUGACCCUCCAGAAGUCGGACAUGAAACAUUUUGCCUGGGAGGCUGGAAAUAAAACAUGUCAGAUUGACAACGACAAACAUGACUCUGAGUUUCUCUGUGAAAGCACGGUGAAUAUUCACGCCCACACACUCACUCUGACUCUCCUCAAUGUGAUGCCAGUCGACGAGGGACGAUACCUCUGCAAACUGCGCACAGUACAGGGAACCAAGUCUGCCACAACUUUGGUUAAAGUGCACGGCUGCAUUGGAAGUUGGCACACCUCCAUCAACGGGCCUCAUGCUGAGUGCCGGUUCAGUGGAGUUUACCCCAGUGGCAUCAUUCACUGGUUCCAGGGAGAUGUGAACGUAACGAACUCUACCAGCACGGAUGAAGUCAAAGAUCAUAAUGGACGGUAUGAUGUCUGGAGCACACUAGAUGUACAGAAAGGAGACCCGAGCCAGCUUUAUAUGUGCAAACUGUGGAUUCCUUCUGAGGGGAAGUAUAGUCAGGAGCAACAUAUCAAAAAGCCACAGGAGUCGUCAGGGAACAUGGUCAAACUGCAGUGGAUUAGUAUAAUGGUGGAAGUCAUGAUGGUGAAAUUUAUGUCAUAAGGACAACAAAACAAAACAAACAAAAUUUCAAAUGCUUCUCACUUUUAAGAGGCUAUGAGCAAUUAUAUUCUCUGGGGAGUUCACAGGAGAGAGAGAACAUCUUUGAGAACAAACUCGAUGGCAGCACCGCAUUUAUCAGUUUUGAUGAUGACAUUUUUCAGCAGAAGCUCACUGGUGACUGAACUCAUUUGUGAGAAAUGUUUGUGAAUUUGAGAAAACAAAGGAAUUUGAACAGUGUAGGUUUUCCUUAAAAUAGGCUUUAGAAAUGUUUUUGUCGUCAAAUUUCAUGUCAAGUCUUGUUUCACUGCUACAUCGAUGCUCACUGUAACCAGGAGAUUACUUUUUACUUCACCCUGAUGGCCAGAAGGUGGCAGUCUUCUCGUAAUAAAUAGUCUUGUUACACUGCGUUUACACACCUCUUGUGUGUUAUAAAUGCUGUAAAGGAAAGCUACUAGAUACAGUAUUCUUGUUUUAUUGCAAAAUACAUCACAUCAGCACUUAAGGAGAGCAGCUUUGUCCAUGAGUACUUGGGCAAAACAUUCUUUGCAAAGAUCCUUAAUGUAAAUAUGAUUCAUGUGAAUAAGUUUGCAAUUAUAAAGGGCAAUAAACAAUUCAGGAAAAAAAUCUUGCAGGAA